Messenger RNA from Sordaria macrospora k-hell, 1062 nucleotides. RefSeq lists its product as uncharacterized. Gene Ontology annotation, cellular component: cytoplasm. Gene Ontology annotation, biological process: peptidyl-hypusine biosynthetic process. The record is from RefSeq and is a predicted model, not a curated record. NCBI's taxonomy places the organism in Eukaryota, Fungi, Ascomycota, Sordariomycetes, Sordariales, Sordariaceae. Gene Ontology annotation, molecular function: deoxyhypusine synthase activity.
AUGGCGGACAACCAAAUCCCAAGCUCUGUCGCCGAUGCAGUCCUCGUGAAAUCCAUCGAGAUGCCCGAGGGCUCUCAAAAAGUCGAGGAGCUCGACUUCAACAAGUUCAAGGGCCGGCCCAUCACCGCCGACGACCUGUUGCAGGGGAUGAAGCACAUGGGAUUCCAGGCUUCGUCCAUGUGCGAGGCCGUGAGGAUUAUCAAUGAGAUGCGCGCCUACCGCGACCCCCAAACCUCGGAAAAGACCACCAUCUUCCUCGGCUACACCUCCAACUUGAUCUCCUCCGGGCUGCGCGGCACCCUGCGCUACCUGGUGCAACACAAGCACGUCUCGGCCAUCGUCACCACAGCCGGCGGCAUCGAAGAAGAUUUCAUCAAGUGUCUCGGGGACACUUACAUGUCCUCCUUUUCGGCUCCGGGCGCCGACCUCCGCUCGAAAGGUCUCAACCGUAUCGGCAACCUCGUCGUGCCCAACUCCAACUACUGCGCCUUCGAAGACUGGGUGGUUCCCAUCCUGGACAAGAUGCUCGAAGAGCAAGAAGCCUCCAAGGACACCGACAACGAGAUAAACUGGACACCGAGCAAAGUCAUCCACCGCCUCGGCAAGGAGAUAAACGACGAGCGCUCGGUCUACUACUGGGCCUGGAAGAACGACAUACCGGUAUUCUGCCCUGCCCUGACCGACGGUUCGUUGGGGGAUAUGUUGUACUUCCACACGUUCAAAGCCUCUCCCCGCCAGCUCAAGAUCGAUAUCGUCGAGGAUAUUCGCAGGAUCAACACCAUUGCCGUGAGGGCGAAGCGGGCGGGCAUGAUUAUUUUGGGAGGAGGCAUUGUGAAGCAUCAUAUUGCUAAUGCGUGUCUGAUGAGGAAUGGGGCGGAGAGUGCGGUUUAUAUCAAUACUGCGCAGGAGUUUGAUGGAAGCGAUGCCGGUGCGAGACCGGAUGAGGCGGUUAGUUGGGGGAAAAUCAAGGUGGGCGCGGAUGCCGUAAAGGUGUAUAUGGAGGCUACGGCGGCGUUUCCGUUUAUUGUGGCGAAUUCGUUUGCUAGGGAGGAUGGGUUGUAG